Durusdinium trenchii is the source of this 1884-nucleotide messenger RNA. The record is from the annotation of a GenBank genome assembly. Lineage: Eukaryota; Dinophyceae; Suessiales; Symbiodiniaceae.
AUGCGGCAGCUGUGGAGCCAGAGCACAAGGAGAGGCAACCUGCAAAAGUCAAUGGGCAGCCGAAAGUGCAGUCCAAGAAGAAGAAGAGCAGCUCCAGUGGAUCGAGGUCGCGCAGUGGAAGCGGAAAGCGCAGCCCGAGUCGAAAACGGAGCAAUAGCCGAAAGAAGAGGAGACGCAGCUCCAGCUCCAGUCGAAGUCGCAGCCGCAGCCGCAGCCGCAGCCGUUCGCGGCGCAAAGGAGGCCGCCACCGCAGCCCCUCGCGCCGGCGGAACCGCAGCCCCUCGCGCCGGCGCUCGCCGCGGCCCCGCGGGGGCGGUGGUGGCUUCGGGGGAGGUGGCUUUGGAGGAGGCGGUGGCGCUGGCGGUGGCCCUCGCUUUGGCGGAGGCGGUGGUGAGCAAUGCGGCGACUUCAAGCGGGGCAGAUGUACCCGCGGCGCGGCGUGCCGCUUCUCGCACGGAGAUGAUGGAGGAGGUGGCGGCCCCCCCCUUGGCUGACUUCAAGGCGCCCGGCGGCCCGGCGCCGGCGAGCCUCGCCGCGCUGAAGCCGCCGCCCAGCAUGGCGGAGCUGAACGCGGAUCCCAAUGCGCACAACAGCCAUCAGACCGUCCAAGACCAAGAGAUCAAGAUGAUCGACGCGCGAGGGCAGAUGCUGUCGCAGUACCCGCGCUACUCCACCUUCCAAGAGGCUCCCUUUUGCGCGUCCAUUCAAGCGGACCUGCAGAAAGCUGGCUUCCCAGCACCCUCGCAGAUUCAGCAGUACGCGUGGCCACUGGCCAUGCAGGGCUACGACGUCAUCGGGGUGGCAGCCACCGGAAGUGGGAAGACCUUGGCCUUCCUGCUGCCAGCCUUCCAUUUUCUCCUCCAACAGGGAAUUCGUGCGGGCGAUCCCCACUUCCUGGUCAUGGCCCCCACGCGUGAGCUGGCGGUGCAGAUCGAGGAAGAAGCGGUGAAGUUCGGCAGGGCCAGCGGCAUCAAGACUUGCUGCUGCUAUGGCGGAGCCUCCAAGGGUCCGCAGGCGAUGCACCUGCGCGAUGGCGUUCAUGGGGUGAUUGGAACUCCAGGAAGAAUCAAUGACUUCCUUGAGGGCAAUCAGGUCCGCCUCCAAGAUGUGUGCAAGCUCGUGCUCGAUGAGGCGGAUCGGAUGUUGGACAUGGGUUUCGAGCCGCAGAUCCGGAAGAUCUUGGUGAAGAUCACGAAUCCCAACCGCCACACGAUGUUCUUCACCGCCACGUGGCCCACGAGCAUCCGGCGCUUGGCCUCCGAGUUCCUGCGGAAUCCGAUCCAGAUUCAGAUUGGCAACCGUGAUGAGCUGAAGGGCAACCAGGAUAUCGUACAGAUUAUCUCUCCUUGCACCUUCGGCAACAAGAACCAGGUCUUGCUGCAGGUCCUGAGCCAAUCAGGCGUGGGCGACCGGAACAACAGCGCGGCCAAAGCCAUCAUCUUUUGCUCCACAAAGAGGAUGUGCGACCAACUGCAGAGGGAUCUGCAGCGCGCCGGCGUGCCGUGCGCGGCCAUCCAUGGAGACAAAGGGCAACGGGAGCGUGAACACGCCCUGGGGGAGUUGAAGAGCGGCGCCAUGAAGCUCAUCGUGGCCACCGACGUGGCGGCCCGAGGCAUCGACGUGAAAGGCGUGACUCUGGUGGUGAACUAUGACGCUCCAGGCAAUACCGAGGACUAUGUGCAUCGAAUUGGCCGAACAGGCCGUGCGGGCCAGAAAGGCUAUGCCGUGUCGUUGAUCACGGACAAAGAUGCUCACGCCUUGCGGGGCAUCAUCGAGGUGAUGAGACGAACGAAUCAGGAAGUCACACCAGAGGUGGAGGCGAUGGCCCGCUCGGCCGGGCCUGCGCCGCCCUCGGGCCGCGCACUCCGCGGGAAGGGCCGCUGA